AUGGCUUACCACGACUUUGACGAUUCUAAUGAACGACCGCGAUACCGCAACUAUGCUCAGCGUAUUCAGCAGCGCGACGACGACGCUAUCGAGGCCAAACUCGUCGUGAUGGGAAACACUGGUCAGUUUCAGUCCCGCUUUUGCGCAAUCCUAGCACCCGCUGACGAGCAUUGGCGCGUCUUAUUCUACUCUACAGGCGUUGGGAAAACUAGUCUUGUCGCUCGCUACACGGAAAAUCGGUUUGGAAAGACGACUGCCACAACCGGCGCGCUCUUUGUCUCACACAAGACCAACUUUGACGACUUUCACGUCAAGCUACAAAUAUGGGAUACUGCUGGUCAGGAGCGGUUUCGGAGUCUGGCACCCAUUUACUAUCGCGGCGCAAAUGCCGCCAUCAUUAUGUAUGAUUUAACCCGUAUGGAAUCGUUCAACGACGUCCGGAUAUGGAUCGAAGAGUUGAGGAAAAACUGCGAUCCAGACUUGCUCAUCUACAUUGUCGGCUCAAAGUCUGAUCUGAUAGCACAACGACAGGUCACGCCAGACCAUGUCCGAUCGAGCCUCUACAAAUGGUUCCCGCCUCCACGCCGGCCAGAUCCAGACAUGCGGCCCCACACGCCGACGAGCAUUGGCCAGGGGAUCAACGCCUACCUCCGUCCUCGCUUCACGUCGAUCACCUCGGCUUAUACAGUCAACUCUGGUUCGUCGAGUGGCUCCUCGGGCAAAGUGGGAGUAGGCCUCACACGCGCAAAUACGACCGCCGCUGCCCCGCAGUCCCCGCGUAGAGAGGGCGCGCGCUUCAACUCUUUUCAAUCGUUUGACGCUCUCCCGACGCUUGCUGGUCCCCAAAGGGCAUUGGCAGUCGCUCGCAAGGCACAGCACAAUCGCGAGCGGAGCUGGGGCCCUGGAGUCGGUUCCGCUGGCGGAUUCUCGUUUCCGAGCUUUAUGAAUAAUGGAAGUCGAGAUUUGCAGGCUGAGGCUGUCAGUGAUGAAGAAGAGGAAGAAGAGCCAGAGUGGGGGCUCGGACGAUACAUGCAGUUGUUCGAGGUUUCGUCAAAGGAUGCCAGUGGCAUCCAAACGCUCUUUGGCGCGAUUCUAUCGGCCAUCAUUGAGCGCCGUGAAGCCAUCGAGGCUGAACGACGUCUACGAGAACGAGACAGCGUCCACCUCACCGUGCCAUACGGCUCAGUCCCCGAAGAAGAAGAGGCAAAGGAAAAGGAUGAAGAGGGCGAAGUUGAGGAGACGACGGCAGAGGAUUCAUCAGAAAUCCCGUCAUCUGCCCCAAAUAGGGAUGGAGUGAGCCCCAAGGCGGACGCUGCGACAGAGGGAAUGAGCUUGGCCGCUCGUCUGGACAUCAAGCCGGUUGCAAAACCCAAAGUCGCGUUUCCGUUCAAGACAAAGGGGCAUAUGAUCAAAGAGCUGCCGAAAGUCGACCUGAGCAAUGGCAAGGCGUCGACCCCGCCUCGACGACGCUCUCCUUCGCCUUCGUCUGCGAGCGGUGCCCCACCGAGCGAUAGGUCGAAACAAGGAGAUUACAAGCGUUCAGAGGGGAGAAGAGAGUAUGAUUCUGGACAUCAUUCACACGGACAUGAGCGCAGUCGACAUGAUUCGUAUGUUCCUGGAAGGGAUCGAAGUCCUCGUGGGGAACGGUCCUAUCAUCAUCACGGAAGGGGUAGCCCGAGAGGGUAUGAUGACAGAAGGCGGGACCGCACGCCGCCGCCGCCGCGGCGGGAUCCCCAUGUUUCCAGUGGGAGGAAUGACGAUGGACGUGAUGACUGGCGACGACGAGACCAUUCCGUGCGAUCUCCCGAUUACCGGGGAGGGAGAGGGUAUAAUUCUCCUCCCAAAGGUGACUUUUACGGUCGUCCUCACUCGCCUCGCCGCAACUGGUCCCCGGACCGUGGAUACAAUGCACGCCAUCCAAGAGACGAUACACGCGAAGAUUACAGACUACCUCGGAGACCUUCCCCACCUCCAGAGCGCUACAACUCGUACAGACCUAGAACACCAGAGUAUAGACGACGGUCACCGAUCAGGUAUCACGACGAAGGCCGGAGAUACGACGAUAACAGAUCAAGAGAUCGGCAUCCGUCUCCUUCGCACCGUCCAAGUCUUCUCGAUCGCAUCUCGGAUGUUGCACCUCCUCGACCAAGUACUCCUCCAGGGCGUCGCCCACAAACACCGCCCCCUAGAAUGGAUACAGACCCCCCUCCAAAGAAGAAUGAGGAUGGAAGGAGGUCGCCUCCACCACCUGUACAUGCGCUCCCUCCGAGGCCAACCUUUUCCAUGUCACACCAAGCGCAUUUUGACUCUUCACAACCAUCCCAGCUGCAACCGCAUCCUCCAGUGCAAGUCCCUCCACCAGCACCGGCAACCUAUUCGCGUCCAGAGCAACCGGUUCCACCACCAGAGGUAAAGACCGACCUACAGUCUACCAAAUCAGCAAAGGCGAGCCACAAAGUAGCCACAGUACGCGGCAAAGAAGAAGAAAGGCUGGCAUACGGUCGCGAGUUUGUUGGAUCUGGUCGGAUCAGCGAGUAUAUUAUGAUGCAAAAGCUGGGAGAAGGCACAUUUGGUGAGGUCCACCAGGCACGGCGUCAGGAUGCGUCAAAAGGUGGCGGUGGCGAUGUCGCACUCAAGAGGAUUAUUAUGCACAGCGAAAAGGAGGGCAUGCCCAUUACGGCGCUACGAGAGAUCAAGAUCCUCAAAGCAUUGAGCCACCCGAAUAUUGUCAAGGUGUUGGAUAUCGUGGUCAUGCCAAGAACGCCAAAGGAAGCAGGCUCAGUCUAUGUCGUAUUUCCUUACAUGGAUCAUGACCUUGCGGGCCUCUUGGAGAACAACUCUGUCCAACUGAGUCAAUCGCACAUCAAGUUGUACAUGAAACAAUUAUUCGAGGGAGUGGAGUACAUGCACGACAACCAUAUCGUUCAUCGCGAUAUCAAAGCGGCUAAUAUUCUGGUGUCAAAUGAAGGUGUCCUCCAGAUAGCCGACUUUGGUCUAGCUCGUCCAUUCAUCAAAAGAUCCAAACAAGAGCGAAUCUCAAAUCGAUUGGAAAAGUAUACAAACUGCGUCGUUACGCGUUGGUACAGACCACCCGAGCUCUUGAUGGGUGAACGCUACUAUGGGCCAGAAAUUGACAUGUGGGGUGUUGGAUGUAUACUCGCAGAAAUGUUUUUACGCCAUCCAAUCUUCCAGGGCUCGUCGGAUAUGGACCAACUCGAGAAGAUUUGGUGGCUUUGCGGAACGCCGACACGUGAAUCUUGGCCAGACUUUGAAAAUCUUCCAGGACUGGACGGCAUCAAGAUCAUGACGGAGGAUACUCACUCGCUCAUCGACGCGUUGUUGACACCGGAUCCAUCCAAACGCCCCUCAGCGUCCCAAGCUCUUUUGCACGACUACUUUUGGACAUCACCGCUUCCUGCGGAUCCAAAGACCAUUCCAAAGUUUGACGCGUCGCACGAACUCGACAAGCGCAAAAAGGCCAUACCCGCACCUCCCCCAAACCAGCAUCAUCACCAGUAUCGAGGGAAUCAGAAUGGACCGCCGUAUGGCUUUCACGGUGGCGGAAUGCGCGGUGGAAUGCGAGGCCGUGGAGGUCCUCCACCGCAUGGCAUGGGACGCAUGCACGGUGGACAUCCUGGUCAUGGCCCUGGGCCGAAUGGAUUCCCGCCUAUGGGCAUCCCACCACCACUUCAUAUGCACGGCCCUCCCGGCUCACUGUCGUAUGGUGCACCUCAACCUGGACCCGGUCCCAAUGGUUUACCUCCACCCCUGGGGUUCAGAGGACCACCGCAGCAGCGACAGCAACCUCGUCAUUCCUAUGGUCCACAGAAUGGAGGACCACCACCGCCGCGGGGUCCUCCGCCUCCGAGUGACUCGGUUGCGCUCCGAUACGAUUGA
Serendipita indica DSM 11827 is the source of this 3897-nucleotide messenger RNA. NCBI's taxonomy places the organism in Eukaryota, Fungi, Basidiomycota, Agaricomycetes, Sebacinales, Serendipitaceae. The record is from the annotation of a GenBank genome assembly.